AUGUCUCGCCAUCACCCCGAUCUCGUCAUGUGCCGCAAGCAACCCGGUAUCUCGAUCGGUCGCCUUUGCGACAAGUGCGACGGUAAAUGCCCCGUGUGUGACUCCUACGUGCGCCCAACAACUCUAGUCCGGAUCUGCGAUGAAUGCGCCUUCGGCAAUUACCAGAACAAGUGCGUCGUCUGCGGCGGUGAGGGAAUUAGUGAUGCCUUUUAUUGCUUCGAGUGUACGCGUCUGGAAAAGGAUCGCGACGGGUGUCCCAAGAUUAUAAAUCUGGGAAGUUCGAGGACGGAUUUAUUCUACCAGAAGAAGAGUUUUCGGAAUCAAUGA
Messenger RNA from Penicillium waksmanii, 327 nucleotides. RefSeq names its product PHF5 family protein. Gene Ontology annotation, biological process: mRNA splicing, via spliceosome. The transcript has a single exon. Lineage: Eukaryota; Fungi; Ascomycota; Eurotiomycetes; Eurotiales; Aspergillaceae. The record is from RefSeq and is a predicted model, not a curated record. Gene Ontology annotation, cellular component: U2 snRNP; catalytic step 2 spliceosome; precatalytic spliceosome. The coding region runs from base 1 to 327 and encodes 108 amino acids.